Molecule: messenger RNA, 703 nt
Organism: Neurospora hispaniola
Lineage: Eukaryota; Fungi; Ascomycota; Sordariomycetes; Sordariales; Sordariaceae
Exons: 1
Coding region: 144-539 (131 amino acids)
Source: RefSeq, a predicted model, not a curated record
AGCCAGUUUAUUUUUGACUCUAGCUAACUUUCUCCAUCGAAAAGGCUUCGUCUUCGUUACAUCCAAGCGAAGAAAACCCAACCACAUUACCGACACCAGAACCUCCAGUCCGCGGUCAAGCCUCUGUCCACGCCCAAGUCACGAUGGAUUCAGAUUCAUUCUUCCUCGAUUUGCUCUUCGUCGCCAUAAGCCCGGCGGCUAUAGUCGUGGUAAUGAUCCUUAGUUGCCUCAUCAUGUUCAUCGUCUUUGGAGGUAUAGGCAUGAUUGGGUAUGGGAUCGUCUCCAUCUUUUCCAGCGUGCGUGAAUACGUGCGUGGGCGCGGGGUGGUGGCGGCUGGCGGCGGCAACGACUACGAACUCAUUGACGCCCUCGACUGGCGUUCGGCGAUCAACUCGGUAGAAAACAUGGAGGAGCAGCAGCAGCAAAAGUAUUUGCAACAGCAAGAGGAUGAUGAGGAGAUGGCGGAACGGCGGCGCAGAAGUAACGCGCCGACCCCGUCUUCGUCACGAGCGUCCAGUCGUACUCUUUCUCUCGCCUGAUUAUUCUUCUCCUCUGGUUAUUCCUCUCCCCGUCAGUCUCAUCAUUCUUGUCCGCUUUCUUCUUCAUGACCUGGGUGUGGGAGGGGUGAGACGGGUGGUACAUGCCGGAGGCGGAGGACUGGGGAUUUUGCAAACCUCCCACAAUCUAGCAGACCGACCUGCUG